CCUUUGCGAAAAAGAGCCUUAGCAACAAAGUAAAGCAAAAUGGCCGCCGGGGUGUGAAAAGAAGUUUUGUUUAUUGUUGUUUGGUAUGUGGCCUGAAUAGGCGAUUAUAUUACAUCACAUUAUACAACCCAACCGGCAGCUAAUUACCUAUUUAUACAGUCAACUCCGUGCCUUGUGGAGGUCAGGAACUUACACGGACAAAGCCUUACAGCGACAAGGAUUAGUGCUGUCUAUAAGGAUGUCCUAGAUCUGAACAAACACCUGAAGAAGGCAUGACAGGAGGUGUAGUAGAACAAGACUCCAUGUCUACCGAUGGGGACCAACAUGAAGGCGUACACCAGCCGUUUUUCCUGAAGGUGACGACGCUGUCCCCGUUUGGACCCAAACUCCCAGGCGAGCCCCAGGCCCCGCCCCCCUCCGCUCAGUCAUCAUUUGUUGGAGCGACUUCUCGGAAGCCACGACCAAAAUCUACACCCCCACACCCUCCGUCCUAUCGUGAUGUCCUCCUGUCCCCCCAUACCAGCUUUGCGGAGGCCAAGUCCUACAGAUCACGUUUUACUGUACCCAAGAGCGCUCCAGCACACAGAAGAUGUGAGAGGUUGGACCAGGUGGAGCCUGAGCAGAUCAGCGCAGACAAACAGCCGUAUGAGACCGAGCCCCGCCCCUCCACCAGUACGGCCAUCAGACACAGGACUCUGGAGAGUCACCUGCCAGUCAAGAGGGCCAAACAGCCGCAGAGUAGAGAGGAGUCCCCCAUCCCAGUUGUAGUGUCUCCUGGUUACGUGUUAUCAAGAAGUCGCAGUAAGGUUGCCAUGACGAUAAAAACAGACGGCUUCUUUGAUCCGCCCAAGAAAGAAGUGCCAACCCAUACACUUGACCAGGCAACACAAGACCUGAUCAGUAGCUUGCGCCAGCAGAUCUCAGAUCUGACUCUCUACUUGGAAGAAGAGAAGCUCAAUCAUAGGGACACUAAGAAACAGGCUGCUGAAGAGUUAAAGAAGAGAGAAGAGAAGUUGAACAUGAGACAUGAAGAAGAGAUGAACAGGCUGGAGGAUGAGUAUGAGAAGGAGAUAGCUGACAUGAAGGCUGCUCAGCAAAAACUCAUGGCCCAGGAAAAGGCUGCAUCUGAAGCUAUACACAACAGGCUAACCUCUGACCUCAACUUCAUGAAAAGUUCCUUUGACACCUACAAGACCCAAAUAGUGGAGGAGAUGGAUGAGAAGUGGGCAGACAAGGAGGCGGAACUGCACUUCAAGUUUGAGGAGAGAAUAGAGUCAGCUAUAUAUGAACAAAAGAAACAGUUGAUCCAUGACCACCAGGAUGAGAAGGCUGCCAUGAACCAGGAGUUUAAGAGACAGAUCCAGACCAUCGCUCGGGAACACAAGAGGGAAAUAGACGCGAUCAACAAAAGAUAUGCUAAUGCUGCUCAGGAUCUCGAGAGGCUCAAGAGGACAACAGAGGAGCUCAAUAUUGCCCGUGUGGAGUUGGAAGACACAAAGAAACAACUGAAGGAAACAACAGAGAGUUUUAAGAGGACGUUACGUGAGCUACAAGAUGCCAACGUGAGACUGAUAGACUUUGAGGAGAGGUUCCAUGAGAAAGUGUCGGAGGUGGAUGACAAGUACAGACAGAGGAUGCACAACCUCAUGCAGGAAAAUGCAGACUUAAGGAAGCGGUACAUGUCGAAGUGUGAGGAACUGUACGACGUGAAGUCCCAAAAUGAUGUUCAGGUACAGGAGAGGGUGCAGACCGCAAAGGACACACUACAGCAUGUCAUCAAGACUCGCCACCGAGCAAACAUCAGCAUAGCAGCCUCCGAUCCCGCGUUGGACGAGAAGAAAAAGAUCCAACACAGCCGACCGCUCAGCGCGCCGACCACGCGGAAAGAGACGGUCGAAGCAAAACUGGGUGAACUACAAAUUCAAGAGGAGGAAAAGUCAAAAACUGCUCCAAAUGUUGGUAGACAAAAACUGCUGCCGUCCAGACCUCAGACAUGUGUAGGAAGGAGAGCCUGAGGUUUUUAACCCUUGCCCUGCUAAAUAAGCCUGUAACCAAUACAACUUGGGUGCCAAAAUGCUACCUUAGCAAGGAGAAAGGUUAAGAUUGUCUCUUUUUUAGAUUUAUAGCACAGUUGUUUUGAUUGUAAAGUUUCUACUGUACAUUCAAAAUUCUGUCCAAGAUUGUAUUGUUGUCUUUGUCUAUGUAACACAAACUCUGCUGUCUGGGGCUGUAACUGGCCCUUUCCCAUCUAGGAGGCUAGCCAGAUGUUGGGCUGGCUGCUAUAAGCGAGAUUUAAUCAGGCUAGUACUUUCUAUAGAAUUUGUAUUCCAGCUUCCUGCAAAUUUCAUGGAUGACAGAAAAGGUCAGCAGGGCUAGAAAAAUAGAUUGUGUUUUUAUCCAAACGAACAAGAAAGCCACUGCUACUUGCUCUUGCAAGUGUUUGGGAACACAAGAGCAAUUGUGUAUCAUUUUUGUAUAUACAUGUUUAAAACUCUGUCAGAUCUUUGACUUGCAAUGUGUGUACAUUUUGUAUCUUUCCCACCUCUUAUGAAUCUCUGAUGUUUUUUAUAUUAUAUGUAAUAUUCAAUAUUCUAUAAUCACCCACAUGAUUCUACUCUUUGUACAUAAACUAUACCUCGCAAUGAGCUGCUAUUAAGAGUUUAUUGCUUGAAUGAUUAUAAUAACUUUGACUGGUUUAAAGUUGAAAAUCUUGAUUAUAGUUUCUCUAUGUAAGUACGGAUUUCUUGGUGCUGUCAUUUCAGAGCAAAAGCGAACAAAGUGCCAGACGAAGUACAAUUAUGUAUACGGCUCACUACUGUAAUUCUGUUAGUAGUUCUUUUUCAGGUAUUAAGGGAGACAUAUAGUGAACACGAUAGUGUUGCUAUUUUCUUGGCCGGAACACACAUUAUAUAGACUUAAACUCGUGUUGUAGACUUGAAACUCAUUUUAAUUCUAUGCAUGCUGUUCACAAUGGAAAUUUUUGCCUCUCUCUGCAAAGUUACUGGCUUGCAGAAUAUUUUUCAUGGGGAAUAAUGGGAGUUGACCUCCAAAAGUACAUGAUAUAAACUCAGCUGUGAGUCAGGAAAUAAAGUUUACAACUAUAGUUA
Messenger RNA from Branchiostoma floridae (Florida lancelet), 3107 nucleotides. Its product is annotated as flagellum-associated coiled-coil domain-containing protein 1-like. Gene Ontology annotation, cellular component: cytoplasm. The transcript has 15 exons. The coding region runs from base 273 to 2015 and encodes 580 amino acids. The record is from RefSeq and is a predicted model, not a curated record. NCBI's taxonomy places the organism in Eukaryota, Metazoa, Chordata, Leptocardii, Amphioxiformes, Branchiostomatidae.